Molecule: messenger RNA, 3498 nt
Organism: Funneliformis geosporum
Lineage: Eukaryota; Fungi; Glomeromycota; Glomeromycetes; Glomerales; Glomeraceae
Source: the annotation of a GenBank genome assembly
AUGACAGAGGAAAAAAUUGUAUUUGUUUGUAAUAUUCCAUUUGAAGCUAUUGCAACAAAUGUUGUUGAAACAUUAUCAGGUUUUGGACCCAUAAUUAGUUGUGACCUACCACAUAAAAAUAAUGAAAUUUUUGGUUAUGGUUUUGUAGAAUUUGAAAAUAAAGAGGAUGCCGCUGAUUCUAUCGAAUUUACAGCACGGCAAAAACUACUAUGCUUGGGAAGAGCUUUACGCGUUAGCCUGAGUAAUUCUACAAGGCAUAAGAAAACAAAAUGGAAUCAUGUUAAUGAAGAUGUAUUUAAUUUAUCAAGUUUGGAAAUCGGGAAUUGGGGUGGACAAUCGAUAGUGCAUACAAAGAGAAAAGAACAAUCUGCAUUCUUAAAAGAAUGGAAGUAUCCGGAAUAUUAUGAAAAGCCCAGAGUGUAUUUUUCAGAAACCAGUGAAGCUUUUAUAUUAGAAGGAUUCAAUUUAUCAAAAGAUUCUCACGGGACCAACAAAAAAAAACGUGUUAAAAUUCCUUUCCACAUUUUGGAAGAUACGACCGAAGUCUUUAAGGAUGAAGGUGAUGGUGUAAUAUCACUUUACAUUAGCUUAAAGCAUCCACCGUAUCUUUACCGCGAAGCCCUUGAAAAAGAAACGACCGAGAUUGAAAAUGCUAUUGGGCGUUUUUCCUGGGAGCAGAUAGAUCAAGGUCAUUGGAUCAGAACAAUUGAUUGGACCGGAAUUGUUAAUGUCUUUGGAAGGUGUUUAGUAUAUAGAUUAAUCUUUAGAGAUGAGCUUAAUAAGUUAAAUACGGUAUUAAAUAAUCUCAAGGCUAAAGGUGUUCCUCGUCCUAUUCCUCAAUAUUCUAUCAAAGUUAUUGAUAAACCAAUUUAUUCAAAAGAAUAUUUGGAGGAUUCAGCUUUUCAGGUAUUACCGUUUAGAAUAUGCUAUAAACUGGAAAGUUUGAUUUCCCAAGGGACGUUAACAUUUUGUGAAAUAAGAGAGUCCAAUAUGUUAGAACGAUUAUCUCACUUAAUACUCUUUGAAGAACAAGAAAUAAUAGCGUGGCACGCAUUAAAUCAAAUAUCUACCAAGUAUUGGGAUCCUUUUGAUAAAAAAUAUCAAGAUCGUCCAAUAUCGAUUUUUGAAACUGCGAUAAAAAAUUUUAAGAGUGAAUUUACCAUUUGGCACCCAUCUAACCCGAACCUUAAAUUGACGAAUAAUACGCAUUGUGCAUGGGUCAACCAUGCAACGAUAACGCCUACAAAAAUAUAUUUCGACGGGCCUAACUAUGAACAGUCGAAUAGGAUAUUACGUUUAUAUGAGGAUAAAAUAGACCGUUUUUUGCGUAUAACGUUUACAGAAGAAGACUUGGAUCGAAUGUUCGUUAAUAAAUUCGAUGACGUUGAUAUAAUUAAUUUGAGAAUUAUGUAUAUUAUGACAAAUGGAUUCAAUGUGGCUGGGCGACAUUACGAAUUUUUAGCUUUUUCGUCAUCCCAAUUACAGGAUACUUCUUGUUGGUUCGUCGCAACAGAUGGAGAAUUUAAUGCAAAUUUUAUCCGUGCUCACAUGGGAGACUUUAGCCAGAUUAAGGCUCCAGCAUUGUAUGCAUCUCGUAUGGGACAAUGCUUUACAAGUACAAUUGGGACGUUGGAGCUAAGUCAAAAUCAAGUAGAUUACACAUUAGAGGAAAUCGAAAGAAAUGAUUUUAAAUUUAGCGAUGGUUGCGGGAAAAUAUCGGAAAGUUUAGCAAAGCGUGCGGCGAAAGAAUAUUGGGGAACCAAAAAGCCAAAGGAUGAGGAAAUUCCAUCAGUGUUUCAAAUACGGUUUGGUGGAUGUAAGGGAAUGGUUGCAGUAGAUCCAAAUCUUGAAGGUGAUGUUUUAUGCAUACGUCCUAGUCAAGAAAAAUUCAAAGCCGAAUCUUCAAUAUUGGAGAUUGUGAAAUCCGUGAGAACUCCAUUGCCUGGCCAUUUAAAUAAACAGAUUAUCUUGAUAUUGUCGGCACAUGGGGUGCCAGAUCAUGUCUUUAUCCAACUACAAAAUAAAAUACGUAAAGAUAUAGAUUCAAUGAUGACGAAUGAGGAUCAGGCACGAGAAAUUGUUAAACGUGGUGCAAUCGUAAGAGAGUGUUCACAUAUAGCGCGUACUAUGCUCAGUAUGAUUGGAGCAGGAAUGAUGAGAGGAACUGAUCCAUUUUUAAAAGCAAUUUUGGAAUGUACUCGCGUUUAUGCAUUAAAGACGCUUAGGCAAAAAGCUCGCAUUUUAAUGCCUAAUUCUUAUAUAUUAUUGGGCGUUAUUGAUGAGACUGGAAUUUUGGAAGAAGACGAAAUUUUUGUGCAAACUUCUACAAUCAUUAACGAAAAUUUAACAUUUGAUAAAAAGAAUGAUAAAAUCCUUCGAGAACAUAAAAUUUGGAAAGGUCCAGCUGUUAUUACUAGAAACCCGUGUUUGCACCCCGGAGAUCUAAGGAAAGCUGAAGCAGUUGAUGUUCCUGAACUGCAUCAUUUAAGAAACUGUGUAGUCUUUAGCCAAAAAGGAUAUAGACCUUUGCCAAAUUGUUUGAGUGGAGGUGAUUUAGAUGGUGAUACGUUUUUUGUUUGUUUUGAUGAACGGAUUUUUAUUACUGAGAACGAGGAUCCUAUGGAAUUUGACUCCCAAGGAAGAAGGGAGUUGGAUAGAGAUGUUGAAAUUGGAGAUAUUUGUGAGUUCUUUAAAGAUUACAUGCUAAACAAUAGGCUCGGUCAAAUCGCCAAUCUCCAUUCAGUAUUUGCCGAUUUUACUGCGGAAGGUGUUAAAUCUAAUGAAUGCAUAAAGUUAGCAGAAAUGCAUUCUAAUGCUGUUGACUUUAAUAAAACUGGAUAUCCAGUACUAAAUGCACUACCAACUAUGAAGGAAUAUCCAGACUUUAUGGAGAACCAAUUUAAAGAAUCUUAUGAAUCAAACAAAGUGCUAGGAAAAUUGUAUCGCAACAUCCAACUCGAUUUACCUGGGAAGGAUCCUUUGCUAAAAUAUAAAGAAACAGCUAUAGACGAAGAUUUCGUAUAUGACGGAUAUCAAGAUUAUAUAGAAGAUGCUAUUGCUUGUCGUGAUUAUUAUAAUGAUGAAAUUCGAAAACUUAUGAGAAAAUAUAAUGUUAAAACUGAAGUAGAAGUUUUGACUGCACAAUUAUUAGGACUUCGAAAUAAUGAUAGUAGGAAAGCUAAAGAAAAGCGAAAAUCGAUUUCCGGAACUUCAUCUUUCAUAAUCUAUCAUUAUCGCAAAUUAUUCUUGAUGAACUUGCAAGAAGCUCAUAACAUUCAUAAUACCAAUGAUGAGAUAUCACCAUUCAAUUUAGACAUACAUAUUCCUAUAAAUGAGAAAUCAAAAGCUAAAGCUUCAGCAUGGUAUAUUGUUACAUAUACUCAAGGUGAAUUGCCUUAUAAUGGAAAAAAUAAGAUUACUUUAUUAAGUUUUCCUUGGGUUGUAUCAGAUGUAUUAUUAGCAAUCCGUAGGAAUAAGCUAUUGAAAAGAUUGAACUAA